Ostrinia nubilalis (European corn borer) is the source of this 1992-nucleotide messenger RNA. It is a transcript of the gene Dredd, whose product is annotated as caspase-8. Lineage: Eukaryota; Metazoa; Arthropoda; Insecta; Lepidoptera; Crambidae. The transcript has a single exon. Gene Ontology annotation, molecular function: cysteine-type endopeptidase activity. Bases 248 to 1864 code for a protein of 538 amino acids. The record is from RefSeq and is a predicted model, not a curated record. Gene Ontology annotation, biological process: proteolysis.
CGCUUUUGCUAUCAAAGUGUCAAACAAAAUCUUUCUUUCUUUUUGUUUUGUGCGAAAUCUCGCGAAAUUUUAUAUUUGGCGAAUACUUGUGAUAACUUGUGUGUAUUGGGUUAAUUCGUAAAGAUUAGUUGUAUUAUAAUUUAUUGUAAGUCUAGUGUUGUAAAGAACCUCUAUUAAAAUCACAAGUGUCCUAAACUUUCCUCGAAACUCGGCCCAGUUCUUCAGCGAGUUUAUUUCUUCAAUCAAAAUGUUUCGAUCAGACGCUCAGCAACAGCAGAACAGUUCAGUAAGCAUCAAUAUGCUCAACAUUGAAAUGAUAGCGCUGAUACAAAAAGAGAUAGAUCCCUAUGAUAUGAUAUCGCUUGUAUUCCUGUUGUACGAAAAUCCCGAUACAGCCCUGCAACGUCUUGUUAUUUAUCAACGUGUCUCGAUGGAUAUUGACGGGAACGACACGAACCUUUUGCACGACUGGGUAGUUCAUUCGCAAUCCCGACCCACCUGGCGAAAUGAGUUCUUGGAAGCUUUAACUACUUGUCAGCUUUAUUCCAUCAUAAGAAAAUUGGGUCUAAAUGUAUCAGCUGUCAAACAAUUUUACCAAAAUUCAGGAAAUAAUACUCUGAUACAUCCAAUGAAAAAGGCACUUUACAAAUUAUGUGAACAUAUGAAUACAGAAAACAUUUAUAAACUAAAAAAGACACUACUGACGUAUGAAAUAGAUUGUACAGAUUAUGAGUCAUGUGAGCUAAUCUUUUUAGACUUAAUGUGUCGAAGAUUUAUUUCUAUUAGUAAGCAAAAUGCAAGGGGGAAUAGUGAUUGUGGAAUAGAAAAUCUGGCAAAAAUUAUUGACAACUUUUCUGACGUUCAAAGUUUUGCUGAUGAAUUGCGAAGAAUUGAAGAUAUUCAUUCUGAUAAAUCAAAAGUAAAUGAUGUGUUGUUUACUAGUACUCCAUCAGCAAGUGUGAAAGAUGUAUCUAAAGAAGAAGACAAUACCAAAAAAUAUGCCAAUGAUUUAAGUGAUGUCUUUAAAUGGUUUAAUGGGCUUAAUGUGGAUGAUAUACCAGAUAAGGAAUUAAAAUCUGACACAAAGCUUCUUAGUAACGAUGCAUAUCCAAUAAAAGAUUCCAAAAAUGUUGGUGUAUGUCUCAUAAUAAACCAAGAAAAGUUCCAUCCUUCAAAAGAAAGUAUAACAGGAAAUGUUCAAAGCAACCUAUUGGGGGACCGACUUGGCUCAACUAAAGAUAAAGAAGCUCUUAAAAGUACUAUGUCAGGCCUUAACUUUGAAGUAAUAACAUAUGACAAUAUUAAUCAUCAGGAAAUGUUUGAGAAAAUUAAAGAUGUGGUUAAGUACAGAGUCCAUGACAACCACAGCAUGUUUAUGUUAUGCAUUCUGUCACAUGGCACAAAAGGACAUGUAUAUGCAGCUGAUUCUGUCAAAGUCAAGGUUGAAGAUAUAGAAAGUUUACUAGACUCAGAUGAAUUUACUAAGCUGAGACAUAAACCAAAAUUAAUAAUCCUACAAGCAUGUCAAGACAAUAAUGAUGAUCCAUAUAUCCCCAUGGUCGCAGAUAGCCCACGACCUGUCUACCGGCACUACAUAAAGAAGUCUGAUUUCAUCAUUUACUGGGCAACUGCACCAGGCUAUGAAUCCUUCAGACAUGAAGAGAUGGGCUCAAUUUUUAUACAAAUGCUUUGUGAAACUUUAAAGCAUUACUCUGGAACAGACCAUGUUAAUGAUUUGUUCACUAGAGUCAAUUAUUUGGUUAAGAGAAUAUGUGUUAGUCUCAAACGAGACCAGUUACCAAAAGUGGAACAUACUCUAAUGAAAAAACUGUACUUACAAAUUCCUGAAAAAAGUCAGAAAUAAUUUUAACUUAAAGGAGAAAAGAACCUAGUACUGCUAAGUAAAAUAUUUUAUUUUAACUGUAUAUUUUUGUAAUCUUUACCCUUAGAAAAACUUAUAUAAUGUCAUUAAAUAUAAAACUUUAUUUACAA